Messenger RNA from Doryrhamphus excisus (bluestripe pipefish), 961 nucleotides. RefSeq names its product signal peptidase complex subunit 3 (gene spcs3). Lineage: Eukaryota; Metazoa; Chordata; Actinopteri; Syngnathiformes; Syngnathidae. The record is from RefSeq and is a predicted model, not a curated record. Gene Ontology annotation, cellular component: signal peptidase complex; membrane. Gene Ontology annotation, biological process: protein targeting to ER.
CAAGCAAUGAUGGUAACUUUUCGGCGGUAGCACAGUGAAUUCAUACAAACACGCGCAGUCGUCCUCAUCAGUUUGACUAUUUGAUAUUUUGCCUUGAAACGUUCAGAAAAGAUGAACACUGUUUUGUCCAGAGCGAACUCCCUUUUCGCCUUCUCUCUCAGCGUCAUGGCAGCUUUAACGUUCGGCUGUUUCAUCACCACAGCGUUUAAGGACAGAACAGUUCCCGUGGACGUCCGAGUCUCCGAAGUCAUGUUGAAGAAUGUGAAUGACUUCACUGGCCCCAAAGAGCGCAGUGAUCUGGGUUUCAUCACCUUUGACCUCACAGCUGAUUUGCAGCCCAUUUUUGACUGGAAUGUCAAACAGCUCUUUCUGUAUUUGUCAGCCGAGUACACGACAAAAAGCAAUUCUCUCAACCAGGUUGUGCUCUGGGAUAAGAUUGUCCUCCGUGGUCAAAACACCAAAUUGAACCUCAAAGACAAUAAAUCCAAGUAUUUCUUCUUUGACGAUGGAAACGGCCUCAGGGCCAACAAGAACAUCACGCUGACGCUGGCAUGGAACGUCGUUCCCAACGCUGGAAUACUGCCGUUUGUAGUUGGGAGCGGAUACGUCAGUAUUCCCUUUCCUGAUAAAUAUGAGACUACCAAGAGCUAUUAGGGAUAAAGAAAAUACACACUUCACUCUCAGGCAGACUUGAUGAUAACAUUUGGGGAUAAAGUGGGAAUGUUGUACCAGGGCCCCAAGCAUGGGGAGGGGGGGCGAGGGGGACUUGUAAAGUUUUGAAGAUUGAUUUCUUUUAUUUAAAUGUCAGUUAUAAAAAACAACAUCAUUUGGGAACAAGGGUGAGGUGCUAGAAGAAAGAAAAAAUAAUUACGUAUAUCAACAUCACAGGAAGUUAUGUAGAAGUUUCACUUUUGCGCUCAUGGACCAUUGAAUAAAGUACACAAGAACUGUUUUAACCAAA